GGUAUUAGACCGUCAAAUCGGCCGGGAAUCGGUCCGGCGAACCAAACCGGGACCCGGCCGUUUUCUGAAUUUUUCCAAAAACCGCGCUGCUUGGAUUGAGGAACCCUAACCAUUCCCCAACCCUCACUCCAAAACGGCGAAACGCGCAGCACUCCUCCCAUCACCCUCGACCUUGAGCUGCUCCUUCUUCUCAUCGUCACCGAGCUCCUCCCUCACUCCCUGACUUCUGUCCAGCCACCGGCCUGCUACCGCCGCUGUCGCAACAUCGAGCUUCGGAGUCACUGUCGCAACAUCAAGCUUCGGAGUCACUGUCGCAACUUCCUUUCCCUCGAUCGUGCAGCCACCGUUUGUGCUUCGAAACCACCGUCACCGGUCUCGCCUCCUGCCUCCGUCCCGCAGCUACUGCCCCGCCGGCGCCAACUCUGUUCCACCGGUCAGCCCUUCGGAUUAUAUACUCUUCCUGAGCCGGAGGUGAACUUCUUAGCCAAACUGGUGGCUUUGAAACCCGGAGAUACUGUGCUUGGCAUGAUAAGAAAUGUAAUGCAAGGAAAAGAUGAAGGUGAUGACAAUGCUGGUAAUGUUGAUGAAGGAAAUGCUGAAAGGGUAAGUUGAAUCGGCAAAUGUAUUACUUAACUGGAGUAUGUUAAGUGUGAGUGGUAAGAAGUAAAAAUUAAAAAUGGGGUAGAAAAGCCUAAGAUGGAGGAGAACACAGUGUUAUGCAAAUUUUAGGCAAUAAAUAUAUUACACGCAGCAUAUCAAUGUGCUCCUUUUCUUCUGUCAUUUAGUUGUUAGGGGGGACCUUUAGCAAAUUCUUUAGGAAAAUAAAUCAUUUCUCUUUUCCUGCGUGAGAACUUAUAUAAAAUUUUAUACACAAAUCUCAUCUAUGAAACAUUCUCCCCCAUCUUGAUUCUGUUAACAUACUCACCCUAAGUUUUAUGCAUGAAUGCAAAUUAUAGCGACAUAACAUGUAUACCUUUCAUUAUAAUCAGGUGAGUGUGACAGGAAGGAAGUCGCAUCCAGUACGUCCUGGCAUAUUUCUUUAGACCGUCUCCAGAUUAAUGUCAAAGUCAUGCUUGUUACAUUUUAUUCUUUGGUAUGAAGCAAAUUGGACUAAGAUGAUAUCUUUUAUGCACUCUUUUAUUGUUUUUGUUGUCUACAGUGAAUUUGAAGUGUCGUGGGUUUCACCCAUGUGAUCAUCUUCUUAAAUUAGAGCUUGUGAGUUUAUGCUAAUUUUGUAAGAGAGCUUAUUUGGUUUAUGUUUCUUUUGUUAAAAACUUUAUGUUCCUGAAGAAUAUCUUUGUAAAGACUUUAUCAUAGUAUAUGUCACAGCUUAUAAAUGGAAACCAAAUGAGCUGUAACUCUCUUGCAUGCUUAUUUCUUUCUGUUUGUUUGAUUAAAGUGCUUAACUUAUGUAUUCUUAGGACUGAGUGAACUAAUAUCAAGACAAAUUGUAAUGUUUGCUUGAUUUAAUGCAAGGGCAUCCUCUGUUCUUCUCACCUCCCUCUCCUCUCAAUCACUGGUCACCAUCGAAGAGCUCCAGUUGAAGCCAAGCCCCUGUCAUCGCCGCCAGUACCACCACCGCGUCGCCGUCGUCGGACCACUGUGACCAAGGAAUGGAGCAUUUGGAAAUUGUUAAACGAUGAAUAAAAAUUCAAGAUCAGUGAGAAGCUUGAACAACUUGGAUGAGUUUUUCAACUAAACCCAAGCUUAUCAACGUGGUUGCAGCCGCAGCCGUCGCAACACCGCCUCCUCCAGCUCCGGCGUCAAUAUUAGCCUCUGCUCAGCCACAUCGGUUCUUCAGUGUUCCUUUAAACUGUACCAACAUGUUCUCUUUCUUAUUCCUCUCUCUCUCUCUCUCAUCUUCCUCAAGCUUUUGCAGAUGUUUCUAAUUCUCCACUAUAACCCUUCUUCCUAGGCUCUUAGAUUAGAUGAGUUUUGCUACACAAAUCCUCAGCAUUUCACAUAAAUCAUUUCAAUUUAUAAAACGGUUUUCAUUUUUUGCAACCCCUAAGCUUCCUUCACAGUCCUCCGCCACCUCCAACCUAUUAACAGUCAAGAAGGAACAAAGCAGCGUCGUUUCAGUUCCGAGGACACCAUUUUUCCAGAAGCUUCCUUUGCGCGACUUAUACCGUCGGAUCUUCACGGCUCCUGAAUCGCCGUCCUUGGUGGUUCCGAUAAUCGAGAAGUGGAUUAGAGAUGGCGGAACUGUUAACUACAACAGACUCCUAUCUGUUAUCAGGAAACUCAGAUCACGCAGAAGAUAUAGAAACGCCCUCGAGGUAUCGUCAUGGAUGUUUGAGAAAGGGUUUUUCAAACAUAAAUCUGGAGAUCUUGCGAUAAGAUUGGACUUGAUUGGGAAAGUUAAUGGACUAGAAGAAGCAGAAUUCUAUUUUAAUAGCAUUCCAAAGUACUUACGAACUGGAGAAUGUUACAGCUCUCUUCUUAAUUGCUGUGCUCAUGCUAGGGAUGUGGGUAGUGCAGAGCGCAUCAUGGAGAAGAUGAGAGCUUUGGGUUUUGCAAGGUCGAUUUUGUCAAGAAAUGUUUUGCUUAAUCUCUACUAUCAAACACAGAACUAUGACAAAUUGGAAAAUUUGGUAUGUGAAAUGCAAGAAGAGGGUAUUAAUUUCAAUAGCUAUACAUUUGGUACCCUGAUAAGUGCUUACGCUGCCACUUCUAAUACGGAGGGAAUUGACAAGCUUCUCGCACAGUUAGAGCAUAAUUGGAUUCAGUACUGGCAUUUAGAUUGGACUGUUUAUGCUAUUGCAGCCAAUUGUUAUAGGAAACAAGGACUCUUUGAUAAAGCUUUUAAUGUCUUAAAGAAAUCAGAGAGGCUCAUAACUAACAAAAAGAGGAGAGUGGCCCUUACUUUCCUUAUGACUCGAUAUGCAGCGAUAGGCAAGAAAGAAGAAGUGAUGAGGUUAUGGAAAAUUUUAACAACAGAUGGGAAGUUAUACAGUAGAGCUUAUUUAGCUGUAAUUGCUUCAGUUCUUAAGUUUGAUGACUUUGAAAGUGCUGAGAAUAUAUUUAAGAAUUGGGAAUCUAAAAAUCUGGGUUUUGAUAUUCGGAUUCCAAACUUGAUUAUUGGAGCUUACAGCAAGAAGGGCAAUAUGGAGGCAGCUGAAUCUGUUGUUGAUUGGACAAUCAUAAACAACGGAGAGCCAAAUUCAAAGACUUGGUCCUAUCUCUCAUGUGGGUAUAUUGAACAAGGUAAUUUUUCAAUGGCUAUUGAAUAUAUCAAAGAAGCCAUUUCUGUCUGUGAAGUGGGGCCUCACUGGAUGCAAUUUUGGGAAUCUUUGGCUGCCAUUUUUGAAUACUUGAAAAGUAAAGGAGAUAUGAAGGAAGUAGAGGAGUUGGUACGGUUACUUAGGAGCAAGGAUCUUGUCUCCCUUGACGUUCACAAGAAGUUGAUGAAUUGGAUUAAGGAUGUUGAAUCAAAUGUGCAUGUAAUUGAUGUGUUCUUUGGAGAUUCACGUAAACAAACAAAUGUAGUUUCAAAAGCCAAGGAAUACAGAUGCAGCAAUGAUAAGCAAUUCUUGCAAUAGGUCUUGCAUUUGUUGUACACAUUUUUGUAUAUGUAGGUUAGGAUUACCAAUUUAACCUAAUGGCUUGCUGUCAUAGUGUCAUUCAUGAUCUAUGUAUGCAUCUGUGUAAAAUGCCAGGUUAUUUUUUGUAUAAACUCUUAAAUUGAUAGAGUUAUCCAUUUCAAAUAACACUGAAAUUUAAAUGUGUACGUGUUGAAUAUGAUUUCCGACCAGAAAAGGUGUUGAAUAUCAUUAUAGAAACAGGAAAGAUGAU
This is a messenger RNA of Arachis stenosperma, 3795 nucleotides long. RefSeq names its product pentatricopeptide repeat-containing protein At2g20710, mitochondrial-like. NCBI's taxonomy places the organism in Eukaryota, Viridiplantae, Streptophyta, Magnoliopsida, Fabales, Fabaceae. Gene Ontology annotation, cellular component: mitochondrion. The coding region runs from base 1929 to 3542 and encodes 537 amino acids. Gene Ontology annotation, molecular function: protein binding. The transcript is spliced from 5 exons. The record is from RefSeq and is a predicted model, not a curated record.